This is a messenger RNA of Phytophthora infestans T30-4, 1497 nucleotides long. RefSeq lists its product as uncharacterized. Lineage: Eukaryota; Oomycota; Peronosporomycetes; Peronosporales; Peronosporaceae. Bases 1 to 1497 code for a protein of 498 amino acids. Gene Ontology annotation, cellular component: cytoplasm. The record is from RefSeq and is a predicted model, not a curated record. The transcript is spliced from 6 exons. Gene Ontology annotation, molecular function: hydrolase activity, acting on ester bonds.
AUGCAGAUGAUCGUGAAUCCUAGCUCCAACUUAUUUGUAUGCGGGGAGUUCCUCUUGGCGAGUGCAGCCUUUGGUACCGAGCAGUAUGUGGUGGACAUUAUGACAACGACCGACGCUCGUUACCCGGUUCGCUCUAUCGUAGCGCUUCAAGUUUUGACCGGUGUGUCUACUGAUACCGUUUACUCCGCUUGUGAUGAACUGGAACCGCAAGGACAAUGGGAAACUCCAGGAUUCGUGCUCAAGUCUUCUGAAGGUGCAGCGGCCAACAGCAACUCCAGCGAUGUUAUCAUCUGCGUUCAACGUCCUCUCACCAAUGCAACUGGUUCAUUCUCUGUCUUGACAGACCUUAGUGUGGUUCUUCCAACCGAGUCCUGUGUAGUGGCAGACAGUGCUAACAGCACGGAAAUCACAAGUGACCAAAUUAAACUGUGCGCUGCAUGGGACAUCGUUGACUUUGGCAAUAGCAGCUCCAAUACUUCAGUGUCAAGCGAGGCAACUUCAUUCUUUGUAGCUGAGCUGGCACUGUACGUAACCUCGGAAGCUGAAAGUGCACAUUUUAACAUCUCGUCAACAGUUCCUGGCGAAUGGGGACGUCCAGCGAUAAUGAGUUUAUUAGCUGCAGCUUCGAUUAUCGCUCAAGAAUUGAGAGAAGAAAGCAACUCAACGAGCUCGGUAACUGCUGGCAAAGACAACGAUCCCUUGUACAAUAAAUGUCGCGAGGCGCUUACGGUUGCGUUCCUCGACGAACUUCUGGACAUUGAGCAACCAGACUUCGUAGUGUUCACAGGUGACAACGUCCAGACGAAUUUGGACACUUCGAUGCACGCCUUCGCAAUGAAUGUCUUCUCUGCGCGAGGACUGUCACGGAAAGAAAUGCUGGAUUUGUUGGUAGAAGGAAAGCAGUAUUCGCAUGUGAAGUAUGGACCUCGAGACAUUGGCGGUGUUGGUAACUACGAAGUCAACGUCGUAGCGCCUACUACGGGUCCCUGGGGUGAACAGGGUUCCACAGUGUUCCGUAUGUACUUCAUGGACUCGCAUGUUACCAUUGACACUACAGCAUAUCGUUCUACCGACAAGUCUCACGCUCCAGAAGGAGCUGCCGGUGGUGUGCCGGCAGUCAUGUUCUACCACAUCCCAGUUCCAGAAUACGCGAUGGCCUCGCCAUUAAACCGAAACGGCGAUGAGAAAGAAGUUGUCGCUAGUGCUGAGGUGAACAGUGGUCUGUUUUCCGCUCUCGUUGAGAUGGGGGACGUCAAGGCAACAUUCGUAGGCCAUGAUCAUGUCAACGAGUACUGCUACUUUCGUCAAGGAGUUCAGCUAUGCUAUGGUGGCGGUAUUGGUCUAGGCAGAGCUUACGGUCUUCCCGGUUUCGAGCGACGUGCACGAGUGCUCGAAUGGACCUACAACGUCAACCGGACACGCACGCUGCAGAGCUGGAAACGGCACUUCGAUGAUCCCACACAAAUCCAGUCGCUUGAGCUGCUCUACUCCGAAUAG